AUUUUUGGUUUAGAGAAAAAAUAAAAUGGAGGAUCGUGAAGAGAGGAUUUAUGUAUCCGCGAGGUUAAGAACAUUGAAUGAAAAAGAGAGAAAUGAUGUUUCUGAUUGGGAAUGUAUGAAUGACACAACUAUUAUCUACAACAAUGUUAGCUCUUCCCCAUCCGAACGUAUAAUGUAUCCUUCUGCAUAUACCUUUGACAGGGUAUUUAGCAGUGAUUGCUCGACAAGACAGGUGUAUGAAGAAGCAGCUAAAGAAGUUGCUCUUUCGGUUGUCAAAGGAUUCAAUUCAAGUGUUCUUGCCUAUGGACAAACAAGCAGCGGAAAGACAUACACUAUGACUGGAAUAACUGAAUAUGCUAUAGCAGAUAUCUAUGAAUACGUGAACAAGCACACAGAAAGAGACUUUGUUUUGAAGUUUUCUGCUAUGGAGAUAUACAAUGAAUCUGUCCGAGAUCUCCUUAGUGAAGAUAACACUCCACUCCGUCUUCUAGAUGAUCCAGAGAGAGGGACUGUUAUUGAGAAACUCACCGAGGAAACAUUGAGGGACUGGAGCCAUGUGAUUCAUCUCCUUUCUAUUUGUGAAGCUCAGAGACAGAUUGGGGAGACUUCCUUGAAUGAAACAAGCUCUAGAUCUCACCAAAUCAUCAGACUGACAAUUGAAAGUUCUGCUGGUGAGCACAUAGGCAGGGACAACGAUUCGAGUACCCUUUUAGCUACUGUGAAUUUUGUCGAUUUGGCUGGAAGUGAGCGGGCAUCUCAGUCAUUGUCAGCUGGUACAAGGCUGAAAGAAGGCUGUCACAUAAACCACAGUUUACUGACCCUUGGGACUGUUAUUCGUAAGCUAAGCAAGGACAGGACCGGCCACAUUCCUUUCCGAGAUUCAAAGCUAACGCGGAUAUUACAGCCAUCAUUGGGUGGCAACGGUAGAACUGCCAUCAUCUGUACAAUUUGCCCUGCACGAAGUCAUGUUGAUCAAACAAGGAAUACUCUACUGUUUGCAAGUUGUGCCAAGGAAGUAACUACAAAUGCCCAAGCGAAUAUCGUCAUGUCAGAUAAAACAUUAGUGAAGCAUUUGCAGAGGGAGUUGGCAAGAUUGGAAAGUGAGUUAAGGUAUCCCAGAGCUUGCAUAUUCCCUUCAGAUUACGAAGCAUUACUGCAAGAGAAGGACCAUCAAAUACAACAGCUGGAGAAGGAGAUAAAGGACUUAAUUUUGCAACGCGACAUUGCUCAGAGUCAAGUUAAAGAUCUGUUGAAGCUGCUUGGGGAUGAUGUAAUACAGGUUGGUUUCGGACACUACCCAAAUUUACGUGUGAAGAGAUCACCAGAUUAUCAAAGCCCAAUGCAACAGAUUUCCAUUUUGAGAGACACCCGUCACGUAGAUGUUGAUGUUAGAGCACGUUCAAUUGGACAUAGCAGGUGUAACUCUGAGGAUCAGUUUAUACACGUGUCAGAAUUUGAUGAAACCAUCUUUCGCAACAAUGCAUUUCCAAUGCUAUUAGUUGGCAGUUCAAAUAAUAGCAGAACUGAUUCAUGUCCGGGAUGGGAUGAAGCUGAAAAACAAAGUAAUGAGACUUCUGAAGAACUAUGCAGGGAACUUCGUUGCAUUGAAACAGACGAAUCAAGUAUGAAGGGAACACAAAUAUUCAAUUGUUCACUUCCUGUAGAAAAUGGUGGCUUUCCAGCUUUACUAACCAUUAUAAAUGGGGAGAGAACGAAUCACGGAACAAUAUCACAUCUUGAAAAUGGACACAGAAGAUCAGUGACAUCUCCAUACAAGGAGAAUGGGGAGUCGAAAUCAUCACACUUUAAAGAAGACCAAGAAUCGGUGUCAUCAUCAUUUUUCGAGGAAGGUAGGAAGUCCAAUAGAGAUACAAUGUCAUUUCCCUUAGGGAUUGAGCAAGCCCUUGAAUCACCAAAGUGCAAGGACAACAAAGAGCCGCCCGUGACAUUGUUGUUAAAAGAAGAGAAAAAUUCAGACUGUGUUCAUUCCUCAAAUGCUCCUCCAGAAAAAUUAUCCUCACCGUGUGAUCUUAAUGAUGAUUUAUCAUGCAAUAGAAAUUUGAAGUUAUGUAAAAGUACAAGUUGCAAGGCUAGCAUAAUUACUGAUCGAUAUUCUCCAUGCUCAGAUGAAUCCAACAGAACUGAUGUUAAGUGUUCUUCAAGAAAUGGUUCCACAAAUAUUGAACUUGAAGUUCCAAAAAGGAAACCUUUAACUGAUGAGGAGGUCAAAGAUGCUGAUGGCGCAUGCAAUGCAAUGACGAAGAAAAUGGAUGAGCUUCAACAUAAAACGAGUGUCAAAGAUUGUCCGGUUCAGGAGGCUGAACCAGAACAUGAUACAACUUCAAAGAGCGUGAGAGAUGCUGAGCCAGCAGAAGAUGAUUACAAAAGUCGUUACAGUUGGCCCUCUGAAUUCAAGAGACUUCAAAAAGAGAUUAUUGAACUUUGGCAUACUUGUAAUGUAUCCUUGGCACACAGAUCAUACUUCUUCCUUCUCUUCCAAGGUGAUUCAACGGAUGCUAUAUAUAUGGAGGUUGAAAUUAGAAGAUUAACCUCCCUUAAGGACACAUUUUCACGUGGUGAGAAAACAGUUUCCAGUGGUAGGACUUUGUCACUCGAGGGAAGCAAGAAAGAUAUUCGAGAGGAGAGACGGAUACUGAGCAAGCAAAUGGAGAAAAAGUUGAGCGAAGCAGAACGAGAAGGGCUAUAUGUUAAGUGGGGAAUUGGGAUCAAUAGCAAAAGAAGAAGGUUACAGUUGGCAGAGAAAUUAUGGAGUAAAACAGAUGAUAUGAACCACAUUGCAGAUAGUGCCUACUUGGUAGCAAAGCUGGCUGGCUUCAUGGAACCAGGAAAAGGUCCUAAAGAGAUGUUUGGACUUGAUUUUCCAGGAUCAAGUACAAGUUACAGUUUCAAAACAGGCCUCAAAUCUCUUUUGUAAUAUUUGCUGAUAUA
Messenger RNA from Solanum verrucosum, 2949 nucleotides. Its product is annotated as kinesin-like protein KIN-7E. Lineage: Eukaryota; Viridiplantae; Streptophyta; Magnoliopsida; Solanales; Solanaceae. The coding region runs from base 26 to 2935 and encodes 969 amino acids. Gene Ontology annotation, biological process: microtubule-based movement. The record is from RefSeq and is a predicted model, not a curated record. The transcript has 13 exons. Gene Ontology annotation, molecular function: microtubule binding; ATP binding; microtubule motor activity.